This is a messenger RNA of Erythranthe guttata (spotted monkey flower), 2828 nucleotides long. RefSeq names its product translocon at the outer envelope membrane of chloroplasts 75-III (gene TOC75-III). Gene Ontology annotation, biological process: intracellular protein transport; protein import into chloroplast stroma; chloroplast organization. Gene Ontology annotation, cellular component: chloroplast outer membrane. Gene Ontology annotation, molecular function: protein-transporting ATPase activity. Lineage: Eukaryota; Viridiplantae; Streptophyta; Magnoliopsida; Lamiales; Phrymaceae. The record is from RefSeq and is a predicted model, not a curated record.
UUUUAAACCCUCGCACUGCUCUCUCUCUUUCUCUCACUCCUCAGUCUUAUCGUAAACCCGCCACCAAAUGUCGUCGUUCGCCGCCCCGACUCACCUCCUCCCCCUCACCUCCUCCACCGCAUCCCGCCGAUCUAAGUUCUCCACCACCACCACCGCCGUUGCCUCACGCCUCCCCUCCCCCAAUUCGAUUAUUCAAUGCAAUCUCCCAUCUCUCGCCUCCUCGCAAAACCCUAAACCCUCGAAAUCUCCGCAUUCAUUUCUCAAUUCCGUUAUCUCAUCCAAAUCUAUCGCUCUCUCCGCCGCGUCCUGCAUUCUCUUCCACAUUGCCAGCCCUGUCUUAUCCGGCAACGAUUCUAUCUUCAACUUCAGCGGCGGAGGAGCUGGCGGUAACGGUGGUGGAGGUGGAGGCGGAGGUGGAGGCGGCGGAGGAAGCAGCGGGGGGCCAGGUGGUAAUUUCUGGCGCUUUUUCUCACCUGCUGCUGUCGCGAAAGACGAUGAUCCCCAGCAAGAAUGGGAUUCCCAUGGAUUGCCUGCCAGCAUUGUGGUUCAACUGAACAAGCUCAGUGGCUUCAAGAAAUACAAAGUCUCUGACAUUUUGUUUUUUGACCGUAGGCGCGGCUCAACCGUUGGCACCGAAGAUUCAUUCUUUGAAAUGGUUUCUCUCCGUCCAGGGGGCGUUUACACAAAAGCGCAGCUCCAGAAGGAGCUUGAAACCCUUGCAACGUGCGGAAUGUUUGAGAAAGUCGAUUUGGAGACAAAAACAAAUCCUGAUGGCACCAUUAACAUAACAAUCCCCUUCCUUGAGUCCACGUGGCAAUCUGCUGAUAAAUUUAGGUGCAUUAAUGUGGGACUUAUGCAGCAGACCAAGCCGAUUGAAAUGGAUCCUGAUAUGACGGAGAAGGAGAGAUUGGAGUUCUACAGGAGUCAGGAGAAGGAUUAUAGGAGGAGAAUUGAUAGGUCAAGGCCAUGUUUGCUGCCACCGCCUGUGCAAAGGGAAAUAUUGCAGAUGUUGAGGGACCAAGGCAAGGUGAGCGCGAGAUUGUUGCAGAGGAUUAGGGAUAGGGUGCAGCAGUGGUAUCAUGAGAAUGGAUAUGCGUGUGCACAAGUUGUGAAUUUUGGGAAUUUGAAUACAAAAGAGGUUGUUUGUGAAGUGGUGGAGGGUGAUAUUACACAGCUCGUGAUUCAGUUCCAGGACAAGCUUGGAAAUGUCUGCGAGGGGAAUACUCAGUUCCCUGUCAUAAAGAGAGAAUUACCGAAGUUGCUCCGUCAAGGGCAAGUUUUUAAUAUUGAGGCUGGGAAGCAAGCGCUGCGAAAUAUAAAUUCACUGUCCCUUUUCUCCAACAUCGAGGUAAAUCCACGUCCAGAUGAGAAGAAUGAGGGGGGAAUUAUCGUCGAAAUUAAGCUCAAGGAACUUGAACAGAAGUCUGCUGAAGUUAGUUCUGAAUGGAGUAUUGUUCCAGGUCGUGCGGGGCGUCCUACACUGGCUACAAUUCAACCAGGAGGAACUGUUUCUUUUGAGCACCGAAAUAUUAACGGUUUGAAUAGGUCACUUCUUGGUUCAGUGACCACCAGCAACUUUCUCAAUCCCCAGGAUGAUCUUGCUUUCAAGCUAGAGUAUGUCCAUCCCUACGUAGAUGGUGUAUACAAUCCUCGCAACCGUACCUUCCGCGCUAGCUGCUUCAAUAGUAGAAAGCUGAGCCCGGUCUUCACUGGGGGACCUGGAAUAGAAGAAGUUCCUCCUAUAUGGGUUGACAGAGCUGGAAUGAAAGCCAAUUUUACAGAGAACUUCACACGUCAAAGCAAAUUUACCUAUGGACUUGUGAUGGAGGAGAUAACAACGCGUGAUGAAAGCAGUCACAUUUCUGCAAAUGGUCAAAGGGUGUUGCCCAGUGGUGGAGUGAGUGCGGAUGGACCUCCCACAACGCUAAGUGGCACUGGAGUUGACCGAAUGGCAUUUCUGCAGGCAAAUAUCACUCGUGACAACACCAAAUUUUUAAAUGGGGCUAUAGUUGGUGACAGAAAUGUGUUCCAGGUUGACCAAGGACUUGGAAUCGGUAGCAAGUUUCCAUUCUUCAACCGUCACCAAUUAACAGUAACACGAUUUCUCCAGUUGAAUGACGUAGAGGAAGGUGCUGGGAAGCCACCACCUCCUGUUCUAGUCCUCCAUGGCCAUUAUGGUGGUUGUGUUGGAGAUCUUCCCAGUUAUGAUGCAUUUACUCUGGGCGGACCUUAUUCCGUUCGUGGUUAUAAUAUGGGAGAGUUGGGAGCUGCAAGAAACAUACUCGAGCUGGCUGCUGAGCUUCGAAUACCGAUCAAAAACACACACGCUUAUGUGUUUGCAGAGCAUGGGAAUGAUCUUGGGAGUUCAAAAGAUGUUAAAGGAAACCCGACAGAGGUGUAUAGGAGAAUGGGCCAAGGAUCCUCAUAUGGUGUUGGUAUGAAGUUAGGAUUAGUUCGAGCAGAGUAUGCUGUUGACCACAACUCGGGAACUGGUUCGGUAUUCUUCCGUUUCGGAGAGAGAUUCUAAGAGCUGCUGCCAUAAUAUAUUCUCUUGGACUUUGAUCGGGAAUUUUUUUUUUUUUUUUUGAGUUGAGAUCUCGCUCUAUUUCUUUCUUUUCUGUUUCGUUAUCCCUUUUGAAAUGCUUAUUUAUUUUGUUCUUAGAUUAUUUUUCAUUAACUGAAAUGUCUAGUGUUGAAUCGAGGUUUGCAUUCUUGAUUCUUUGUUUUUCGAAAUAACUUAUUAUGUACAACUAGUGCUAUGUUCCACACUUUUUUUGUGUUUUGUUCUUCUAUGUAAUUUAAUAUGUAUAACUCGUGUUCGAGCUUCA